AUGGAGUCUCCACGGUGUGAGCAGAGGAUCACAAAGGUCUCUCUAGCCGAGAUUCUGAGGUGUUUUGAACAUCCUAUAAGUGAGGAGCAAGCUUGGGCUGUCUGCUUUCAGUGUUGCUAUAAAAUGGAGCAGUUGGCUCAGGGGCUGUGCCCGCCACUCCAUUCUGUAUUCAUAAAAGGUCCUGGAAGCAUCUUUAUCCAUGCUGAUGGUGCUGCUUCCUUCAAGGUGUACCACAAGUCUGAUGUUGGCAGCAUUCAGCAGUCAGAGGACAAGCUGUUGGAGUACUUGGGAGUGGUGAUCUAUGAAGCCCUGGACUGGGGAAUCGACAGCCAAGUGGAGCGAGAACUGAGUGAACCUUUGGAGAAACUGCUGUGCCUCAUGCUGAAACUGGAUGAUGAGCCAAUGAAACCAGCAGUCACCCUGCAGGAUGUUAUCAAGGCCUGUGAGGAGCACUUGUCCAGGCCUUCUGAGGCUACCAGCCAUUAUGAAAUGACCUGUAGGAGCCUGUUUACUGAAUAUAUGGAACUUCAGAAGCUUGUGACCAUCAUCCAGACCUCCAAAGAGGCAUCCCUGUGGCCCAAUGUCAUCCGUGAACUGCAGAAUGGUGUGAGGCUGUGCAAGGCCACUGAGCGACCACAGCGUCACGCGCCUCCAAAAGAAUGUAUCCGCUCUCCCUAUGAAUUACUUUUGGAUGAUAUUCAGCACAAGAGGUACACCCUUCGGAAGGUGAUCAUCGAGCAAAAACACGGGACCCCUGAAGUUGAUGUAGCUGCUCCCAAGCCUCAUCUAAAGCCUGUGCUGGAGAGGAAGCUGAAAGAGUGGGUGCCACGGGAGUCCAGCUGGCACGAACAGCUCAUGGCAGAAAUAAAACGACCACAGAAGCUUCUGUCAUCAGCAGCAAGGAAAAAUGGGAGCAGCCCCAAAGAAAUGGUUGUGACACCAAAUAUUGCCUUGAAAUCUCCAAGUGACAGUUUCUUAACUCUCCAAGAUGCCAGUACCGAGUUUAAAAUUGUCAACACUACAACACAGCAGCUGGGACCAGGAGUUCAGGAAGCCACUCCCAAGCUGCCUUCCAGCACCUGGCUUGCCUCAACCAGGUCAUCAGUAGUAUCCUGCAACAGCACAGGUCUCACUGCAAAUUGCACAUAUCCUCCCAUGAGUGCACCUACACUAGGAGACAUUAAACCUAAUGGUUUCCUGAAUGCUGGCCAACAGCAGCUGCCUCCUUACAGAGGAAGUUCCAAAUCUUUAGAGAGAGGCCUUCAAAGCAAGGAACUUGACUGUCCCUUUCCUACCAAGUGGCCAUCACCAACCAUUGCUGAGCUGAUUGGAACUAGAUAUGCAAUGAUGGUGCUGGAAGGGCAAGGCUUCUUCCAAGGAGGUAGUGAUGGUGUCUUUCCAAGAGCAAAGAUCUGUUUCAGCUGCCAUAAGCAGAUGUUUCUUAAGUGGCCUUACAGCUGUUACCUCUGCAGCAGUGUUGUCUGCUGUGACUGCUGCAUCAAGAUGUCCAUGCCCUUCAGAACGUGUGUACAUCUCCCACUUCACUUCCUAAAACUUUUGAGACUCUCCAGAGAGGAGAACCCAGCUACUCAAGAACAGAAGAGCUCAGAGUUGCUGCAUGAAAUAGAGCACUGGGACUGUUUUGGUGUACCCGUUAUUUUGGAACCCCAUUGCCUAGCACAGCCUCUGUGCUGUUACACAGGGACCAUGGCAGACUGGCUGACAGCAGACAUCUGUAUGCGAUGUGAGCAGUACCUGUUGAACAUGAGUUCCAGUCAACAGCAGAGCAUCCCUCUCAGGAGAACUUCCUGGCCUUGAACCAAACUGGAAUGACUCUACCAUACAUUUCUCCUGUCACUUGUUCUGUACCUGAAGUAAAUGAAACAGCUUUAUGCACCUACUGACAUAAAGGCCUGAAUAAAAGACCUCCCUGCUGGUUAGUCUGAGCAGGAAGCACAGCUAGUAUGUAUGUAUUGUGAAGUAUUAUAAAGGUUUGUGGUUUUUAGAACUGUUUUAAUUCUUUUUAUGUGUCUUUGGGGAAAAUAAAUGUUGAAGCACU
Molecule: messenger RNA, 2059 nt
Organism: Fulmarus glacialis (Northern fulmar)
Lineage: Eukaryota; Metazoa; Chordata; Aves; Procellariiformes; Procellariidae
Product: protein spire homolog 1-like
Exons: 15
Coding region: 1-1818 (605 amino acids)
Biological process (GO): establishment of meiotic spindle localization; cleavage furrow formation; Golgi vesicle transport
Cellular component (GO): cytoplasmic vesicle membrane; cell cortex
Molecular function (GO): actin binding
Source: RefSeq, a predicted model, not a curated record